AACACCACUGAUUCUUCUCACACUGCCGAAAGGCGGCGAGAGCCACCCAAAUCUCAGUCAUGCUUCUUCGUCUUCUCUAAUCAAACGAUUCAAAAUCACUCUCCAACAUUUUCCCUCAAAUUUACCAUUGUCGUUUUUCCUUUUCCUUCGUCGUUCAAAUCUGCCGCAGCAAAGUAAUCGGAAGGAAAGGAAGCCCUGAAAAUGAAGGUGAAGGUGGUUUGUCGGAAAAUCUACGACUACGUUCGGUACGACCUCAAAGAAAUUGCUUUCCCUUCGUCCUUGUCCGACCCUCCCCACAUUAAGAAGCGCCGAAAGCUCACCUGGCGCGAGCGUUUCUUGGUGCUGAAGGAGGCUUCUAGGCUUUAUGCAGCAAGCUGGGUACGGGAUAUCGGUCCUGAUCUUCGGCCUAAUGAUUAUAAGAAAGAUGAAGAUAAACCAAAUGAAGCAAAGAGCCAGAAAAAGGAGAAAGAACCCUCUACCUUGGAAGAUCUUGCUGUGGCUGCUAGAGGAGGAAUGGAGACACUAAGGCCUGCUUUGCAGCGCGUUUACGUGACAAGAGCUUCCGCUUAUAGAGAUGCUCUUAAAAGUUUCAUAAAUGGCUAUCAAGAAGGCAUUCAGCGGGUCAUGGAGAAAAAGGAUGAUUCUAAAUCUCAAAAGGAAAGCGAUGAAACCAACAAUUCUGCUUAAACUUUCUCACAAGAGGCAAUAUGUGUUAGUUACUUACCUUUUAGCGCAAUGAUUUUUCACUUGUGUUUCUUAGCUUUAGCAGUAGCCUUCUCAUUGCAGUUGAGUGAAAGAGUUAGUACUCCAAAACAAAACUCAACAAAUGUGAAUUCUGUGGAAAAUCUGUAAUAUGCAUCUUUUGUUGAGACUAAUAAUCUCUUUUAUUGUGAAAU
Molecule: messenger RNA, 896 nt
Organism: Morus notabilis
Lineage: Eukaryota; Viridiplantae; Streptophyta; Magnoliopsida; Rosales; Moraceae
Exons: 3
Coding region: 202-687 (161 amino acids)
Source: RefSeq, a predicted model, not a curated record